AUGGUCACCAGCAAACUCUGCAACCGGGUAUUGGCGGCCUCUUGCCGAUACACUUUCUAUGAUAUACAGAGACAUAAGCGAAGAAAAUUGAAUAAAAACAGACGCAUAAUGUCGUUUAUGAAAGGAGAUUUGCUAACGAAAACCAGAAAGCUCGUCAAGGGUUUGGCCAAGGCAGAGCCCGUUUGGCUCAAGGCCAUGGAACAGGCUCCUCCUGCGACUUUCCCAAGUGGUGAUGGGAAAAUUCAGAAGAUUAGUCUUCCUGAGGAUGUUUAUAUAAAGAAGUUCUUUCAGAAGCAUCCUGAUUCCAAACAUCAAGACGCUAUCAAGAUUUGUGGUUUUGAACCUGUUCCAGCUCGUAUAUUCGCUUUGCGGGUGCUUGAGUUGAAGGAGCAAGGAGUUACUGAGGAGGAAGCUAUGGCAGUGGCAGAUAUGGAAUAUCGGGCAGAGAAGAAAGAGAAAAAGAAGGCAUAUGCCCGAUUGAAACAAAUUGCACGUCUCCAGGGUAAGAGGCCUCCUCCAAACCCAUAUUCUAGUGCUAUUAAGGAGAUACAAGCAGAAGAGAGGAAGUAUGUUCGUGAUCGUUUCUUUAAUCCCAGUAUACUCAAAAUGGUGCAAAUGCUGAAAGAGGAGAGGGCAGCAGAAUUGCGUGACAGGAAUGCUGGUAAUGCAUACUAAACUUAGUUUUGAAACAUCAUGUCUUCAUCUGCUUGUGCAGCCUAAAUUGUAAUAAUUAUUAUCUUCUUAGCUACAAGAUAUCCCUUUUACAGGCUUUAUGUUUAAAUCAGCCAUAAUUUGGAGUUUUAGAAUUACUUUGUUUGAAAGAAGAUUGUUUUUGUCCUUUGUUCUAUUGGAUAGCUAGAGUACCAUUAUAUUCUGUUACUUUUCCGAGCUUUUGAUCAAAUGAAUGUGUCCUAUAUGUUUAA
Mangifera indica (mango) is the source of this 923-nucleotide messenger RNA. RefSeq lists its product as uncharacterized. The record is from RefSeq and is a predicted model, not a curated record. Lineage: Eukaryota; Viridiplantae; Streptophyta; Magnoliopsida; Sapindales; Anacardiaceae. The transcript has 4 exons. Bases 1 to 675 code for a protein of 224 amino acids.